AUGACCUACCCUCAGAUGGAGGCAGCCAUUACUUUGCACUUGGGCGAUCGAUACAAUGCUGACGAUUGGAAAGAAGCUUGUGAUGUGUUGUUCUCCGGUGAUGGUAAUGACAGCCUCACCUUAGCAAAUCUUCUUGCCUUGAAGGCCAGACAUGUGCCCCAGUGCGCCUCCGGUCCAUUGACAAUCGUGACUCGGCGCAAAGAUUUUGCCACAUCCAUGUCUGCCCCAAAGGCGGCCAGUCGCUUGAAAAAUGCACGUGUCCGAAGAUUAAAAAAUCCCUUUAUCAAUGAUGAAGCAUCUGAUAAUGAGGAAGAGGAGGAGGAGGAGGAGGAGGAAGAAGAAGAGGAAAACUUCCAGUUGGAGGGCGAUGAUGGCUCUUCUAUGGGGUUGUUAAAUGUUGCACGCUUGCCAGCAACUUUAUCGGCCAAGGAUAAGUUAUCUGUAGCGAUCGAUCACAUCUUUGACAGGUACGAAGGGAAUGCGCCAAACACGUAUCCUAGAGCAGCCUUGUCCUCUGGUGCAGUCCAAAGCAGGAUGUACCUUCUCCAUGUUCACAGAUCUGCCACGCAACAUGUCGCUGAACAUCUCAGGAGCAAGGGAUUUGCGGUUACCAUAUCACCUUGGAUACCAAGCCAGAUUUAUGCUAUCUCAGAUAGCCCUAGAACGAUUGCGAUGUCGCUUGAUCUACUCUCUUCCUCCGUGAAAGAUUAUAUUUGCAUUUUGGAAGAAGAACAAGCAGUGGUCGGGCGUUCACGCUUCACACUCCCCAACCCAGGGUGGGUGAAAAUUACUCAGGGAGAGUAUAAAGGCGACAUCGGUUAUGUCUUCGAUUCUAAACAAUCGAAUGAAUUUGUUACAGUAUUAAUUCCCCCACACGACUUUCCCUAUGACAUGCCUAAGAGAUCUGUGGCGCUUCUCAACCGAGCUUGGUUGCCAAAUAACAAGACAGUGUCCGACAUCCUUCAGGACGAUAGAGUUGUAGGAUGGUCCUACAAAGGAGAGCGGUACUACAUGGGGCUUUUAUCAAAAAACUUUUGCCAUGACAGCCUGGAGCUAGUUACCUCCCCUCAUGCUAACGAUAUUCGACUACAUCUGCAAUCCGGGUGGGAUGUACCUUUCUUCAAGAAAACUCUGGCGGCCUUUUCACUGCAAUUCUUGCGUGUCGGAGAUUCGGCCAGGCCCAUCACAGGAGAAAUCCGUUCAGAAAUGGGUACGGUCGUCUCGACAGACCAUGCGUCUGGCUCUGCACGCUUAGAGUUCACCCUUGAUGGACAUCGACAAGAAGUGGAAUUCCAACUCCAGGACAUCGAACGUGUCUUUUGGGUUGGCAACAUGGUUCAAGUUGUAGCGGGCACUUACACAGGUUUAGAAGGGUACAUCAUUAAAAAGUCUGAGGACUUGUUUCAUGUGUGUCAAGAGGCCACCAAUGAAGAGGUGGAAGUAUCUAAAUACUACUUAGAUUGUCGCCCUCUAAAUCACGUGCUUCAAUCCCGGCUGCCAACACAGCCAGAUUUCGACCCUCUCCCCGAGCUCAAAUCUCUUCAAAUCGGCGACGACAUAGAAGUGUGUGUGGGAGAGUACAUGGGACGACGCAGGAUUGUGAUGUGGUUUCAUAUGGGAGAAAAUACGCUGUGGUUUCGGGCUGGGGGCGUCAUCCAGGACCAGCUCAUUAACGUCCCUGCGGCAUUCAUACAGCGCAUCCGCCCCUUCAAGACUCUCCAGUUUACUAAGGAAAGGGGUUAUGAUGUUAGGCCUGGAGAUGUUGUGAUUGUCACCCGUGGGCCAGAGUUCCAGACAAAAGGGGUCAUGCAAACCAUGGACUUUCCAAAUGCGCACCUGACCCUGAUAUCUGAGGGUGAUUGCGCACUCGUGGACGUUCCUAUUGGAUUUGUCAUGAAAGUAUCCGAUUUGAACCUGGAUUUGUUUUGCGAUGUCAUCGGAAAAGAAGAGACUUGCUCCAUUGCUGUGCAUGGGCAAGCGCGCACCACAGUCAAACAUGAGGACAUUGCUACUAGGUACAGCAUGAGGUUAAAUGGGUCAAUACUAGAAGGACCAGACAUGAUCUCCUUCUGCGACAUGCAGAGGAGAUCGUACCUAACGCCCCAAUGUCGAAGCAAGACCCCACCACCUGACCCCGUAGUCCCAUCCAGUUCCAGUAUGGAUCCCAGCUCCAGUGAGUGGUCUGCAUACGACCCCUGGGUUACUAACAAUGCAGAGGAUAUCGAGGAUGCCAUUGCAGACAGAAAGGAGAAGCAGCAAAACGACAGCCCCUUACCUUGGUUGAUCAACAAGGAGUUUGCAUUGAAGUUGACUCAAUAUCACGUGGUACUAAAAGUAUCACCAAAUUUCAUGGGAGGCAGGCUGCAUAAUCGCUUUGUAUCCACAGCUUGUCCCGACCCGUUCUGCAGUGACAAUGGACCCGCACCUGAUGGCUGCGUCGUGGUGUUUUGCACAUCCAACGGUGCUGGAGCCGCGCUUCAACACUACCAUAUUAACGCCACCUACCAGCUCAAAGGGGUGUACCCCCGCAAGUUAUUAUUGCACCUGGGAACAGACGAGGAGCACACCGUCUUUGAGGUGGAAGCCGUGGGAUUGGCGUUGGUGGCCGAGCUCAUUGCAACAGAGAUAGACAUCACUUACCCUGUAUCUGUCUUCGUGGACAAUCAGGCAGUUAUUCAAGCCGGUGAGAGCUUCUCCUCGAACCCAGGUUCAUACUUAAUUGACCGUUUCCGGGAACGUCUGAAUACCUUGUCGAGAACUGAUGCCAACACCAUGUCACCUUGA
Molecule: messenger RNA, 2784 nt
Organism: Suillus plorans
Lineage: Eukaryota; Fungi; Basidiomycota; Agaricomycetes; Boletales; Suillaceae
Exons: 9
Coding region: 1-2784 (927 amino acids)
Source: RefSeq, a predicted model, not a curated record